AUGGGACACCCGUCCUCACCACCUGUGGUGGACACUGUUCAUGGUAAAGUCCUGGGGGAGUACGUCCGCUUAGAAGGAUUCUCACAGCCAGUGGCCGUCUUCCUGGGAGUCCCCUUUGCCAAGCCUCCUCUUGGAUCCCUGAGGUUUGCUCCACCACAGCCUGCAGAGCCCUGGAAUUCUGUGAAGAAUGCCACCUCCUACCCUCCUUUGUGCUCCCAAAACCCAGAGGCAGCACAGAUGAUUGCAGAGCACUUCACCAACAGAAAGGAGACCAUUCCUCACAAGUUUUCUGAAGACUGUCUCUACCUAAAUAUUUACACUCCUGCCGACUUGACCAAGAGCAGCAGGUUGCCAGUGAUGGUGUGGAUCCAUGGAGGUGGACUGGUGAUAGAUGGAGCAUCAACCUAUGAUGGACUGCCCCUUGCUGUUCACGAAAAUGUGGUGGUAGUGGUCAUUCAGUAUCGCCUGGGCAUCUGGGGAUUCUUCAGCACAGGGGAUGAACACAGCCGGGGGAACUGGGGUCACUUGGACCAGGUAGCUGCACUGCGCUGGAUCCAGGACAACAUUGUCAACUUUGGGGGCAAUCCAGGCUCUGUGACCAUCUUUGGAGAGUCAGCAGGAGGUGAAAGUGUCUCUGUUCUUGUGUUGACACCACUGGCCAAGAACCUCUUCCACAGGGCCAUCUCUCAGAGCAGUGUCAUCUUCAAUCCUUGCCUGUUUGGAAGAGAUGCUAGGCCCAUAGCUAAGAAAGUAGCUGUUCUUGCUGGUUGUAAAACCACCACCUCAGCUGCCAUGGUUCACUGCUUGCGCCAGAAGACAGAGGAUGAGCUCUUGGAGGUCUCUCUGAAAAUGAAAUUUGGUACUGUUGACUUUCUUGGAGACCCCAGAGAGAGCUAUCCCUUCCUGCCCACUGUGAUUGACGGAGUGCUACUGCCAAAGGCACCAGAAGAGAUCCUGGCUGAGAAGAAUUUCAACACUGUGCCCUACAUGGUGGGCAUCAACAAGCAAGAGUUUGGCUGGAUCAUUCCAAUGUUUCAGGGCUUUCCAAUCUCCGAAGACAAACUGGACCAGAAGACAGCUGCUUUCCUUAUGCGACAGGCCUACUCCAUCCUUAACGUCUCUGAGAAUCUGAUUCCUGCAGCUACUGAGAAAUAUUUAGGAGGGACAGACGACCCUGUCAAAAAGAAGGACCUGUUCCUGGACUUGAUUGCAGAUGUCAUGUUUGGCGUCCCAUCUGUAACUGUGGCCCGUAGUCACAGAGAUGCUGGCGCUCCCACCUACAUGUAUGAGUUUCAAUAUCAGCCAAGCUUUGUAUCAGACAUGAGACCCAAGACCUUGAAAGGAGACCAUGGUGAUGAUCUCUUCUCUGUAUGGGGAGCCCCAUUUUUAAAAGGGGGCACCUCAGAAGAAGAGAUCAACUUCAGCAAGACAGUGAUGAAAUUCUGGGCCAACUUUGCUCGGAAUGGGAAUCCCAAUGGGGAAGGCUUGCCCCAUUGGCCAGAAUAUGACCAGAAGGAAGGCUACCUGCAGAUUGGAGUCCCAACACAGGCAGCCUAUAAGCUGAAAGACAAGGAAGUUGCCUUUUGGACUGAGCUCAGGGCUAAGGAAGUAGCAAAAACACCCACCCAGAGGGACCAUGUUGAGCUCUGAUCAGGAAGUCCAGCCAGAUUUGAAAGCCUGGAGCCAAGAAGGGGCUAUUCCACAGAAACAUUUGCUUGUUUGUUUGUUUGUUUACUCUACAAAACUAGCCGUCUUACUAUUGAGCAUAUAAACUCUUUGAUAUAUUAUACAAACAAUAAGAGGGAGAUGUUGGUCUUUGUGCUCUCUGUUUUUUGUUUGUUUGUUUUGUUUUGUUUUGUUUGUUCUUAGCAACAGUAUAAAUCAUAACUGUAAAUCAAACCAGGGCCUGUGUCUUUGAAUAAAGAUGAAUUCAUGUGCCUCCCAGAGGGAAGUAUGGAGAAAGAUCUAGCAUUGUGAGAUGCCACUUCUACAGGUGGUGGAUAGAUGAUUGACUGUC
Messenger RNA from Cricetulus griseus (Chinese hamster), 2017 nucleotides. NCBI's taxonomy places the organism in Eukaryota, Metazoa, Chordata, Mammalia, Rodentia, Cricetidae. The record is from RefSeq and is a predicted model, not a curated record.